This is a messenger RNA of Salvia hispanica, 1005 nucleotides long. RefSeq lists its product as uncharacterized. Gene Ontology annotation, molecular function: protein binding. Gene Ontology annotation, cellular component: plasma membrane. The record is from RefSeq and is a predicted model, not a curated record. NCBI's taxonomy places the organism in Eukaryota, Viridiplantae, Streptophyta, Magnoliopsida, Lamiales, Lamiaceae.
AUGUGCUGGUGGCGAAACGACCAGGGCAUGAACCCGAUUCAUCUUGCAGCCAUGAACGGGCAUGUCGAGAUUGCGCAACAUCUCCUUGAAGAGAGCUCUUUGCCCGCGAUGGAGAGACUGGAACGCGGACAGACUGUGCUGCACUUGUGUGUGAAGCAUGGGCAGCUUAGGGUUUUGAAGGUUUUGGUGGAGAAGUUGGGAGAGCUUGUGUGUGCAAAGGAUGAUGAUGGGGAGACAUUAUUGCAUCUUGCUGUUAGGUGCAAUCAACUUGAGACUAUUAAAUACUUGGUGGACAACAAAAGCGUAGAGAAGCAAACACGAAACUCGAUGGGCAAAACAGCCCUCCAAAUCUUGAACGAGAGUCCUCCAAGCACCACCACCGCCGCUUCAUACUCAAAGAUGAGAGAUCUGUUAACAAAUCUGAAGAACGAGUCAUUUUUCGAAGUCCUCCCGAAGAUGACGGACGUGACAAUGGUGGUGGUGGUCCUGAUCGCCACCAUGGCCUUCCAGGGAGGGCUCAGUCCCCCGGGAGGCGUGUGGCUAGACAACACGCCAUCCCACAAGGCAGGGGAAGCCGUGCUGGCAACCACCCACCCGGACAGAUACAGACACAUGGUGCACGCCAACACCACGGCCUUCGUGGCUUCCAUCAUCACCAUCUUCCUCGUCACCACGGGGCUCCCGGCCACGCACUUCUUGUUCAUGGCGUCGUCUGUGUACGGGAUGUGGGUGGCGCUGAUCGCUAUCGCCAUCAGCUACUCAGUGUCGGUGUCGGUGAUCACUCCCAAUGUAAGGGGGAAUCUGGUGGUUGUGACUGCGGGGGCGGUGGCAGCGAACGUGUUUGGAGUGUUGUCGGCAUAUGUUGUUGUGAGGAAGUUGUAUCUGUCGUGGAAGACCAAGAAGCGGCUGCAGCUUAAUCUUGCGGAUGAUGGUUUCAUACGUCGUUCUUUUUAUUGGAUUUUUCAGCUGUUGGAGACCCGAGGGUUUUUGAGAGCCGAUCGUUGA